Molecule: messenger RNA, 1271 nt
Organism: Phialemonium atrogriseum
Lineage: Eukaryota; Fungi; Ascomycota; Sordariomycetes; Cephalothecales; Cephalothecaceae
Exons: 1
Coding region: 62-1042 (326 amino acids)
Source: RefSeq, a predicted model, not a curated record
ACUUGGGCCCUUCUCCAGGCAUACCUAGGAACUAUCAAGUUGGUCAAACAAUUGGCACACAAUGGCCCGCCGAACGACCAGCAAGACGUCUCGUGCCAGUGGCGCGUCUGCCCUCCCGACCCCGAUCCAUUCAGGCCUUUCGACUCCCCAUUCGGGCUUUUCGACCCCCCUUAGUUCGGCCUACCCUUCCACUUAUGCCUCUGAGGCAGAAUGGGAUCCAGAGGACGAUGUCGACGACGUCGCUCAGAUUCCCAUCAGCGCAUUGACCCUCCAGGAUUUGCCUGCCGGGACCAAACACCCAAAGACUGGGAAAGCGAGGACCCCCAAACCAUUCCGAUUCAUGAAUCUGCCAUCGGAGCUUCGGGUUAAGAUCUAUCGCUACCAUUUCGCAGAGGCUGGCGAAGUAGUUGACCUCGACCAGGAUAACUACAAGCGCAUUCAUAAGAAGCUGGCAAUCCUCCGUGUUUGUCGAGCCAUCUACAGCGAAGCCUCGGACACCUUCUACAGCACCCGCGCCUUUCGCGUGUUCCCCACGUCCCCGGGCCGUUUCUUCAAGACCAAGAAGCCGCUCCUGGCCCGUCUAACUCCUAAGCAGAGGGGCCUCAUCACCUCCCUCGAGUUGCGCCUGGGCCCUGGCUGGAGUAAGCCUCCGCGGGGCUGGGUCGUCAACCCCGCUCUGGGUCUGGCUGACUGCAAGAAGGUCCAGAAACUCACAGUCUUCGUUGAAUGCGAUCCGAGCGAUGGCGUUUUUAACGGAUUCCGCAGGGCCGAUGGCUUCUACGAAGACUUCUCCUGCAAACUUCUAGGCGGCGUCCUCGACAAACUACCGAGGCUCGACCGCGUCCAUUUCGAUGCCUGGACCAGCGUUAAGAAGACUGGUGCCAUGAUGAGGGGACUUUUCGACGUCACUGUUACGCGCGGGAAGAGGAUCUGCUGGGGACCCUCUCGGGGCUGGACCGAUGAGGAUGAGAGGGAGGACUUCAAGCCGCCGACGGCCAGCAUGCGGCUAUCCUGUGGUCCCAAUGCUAUCGCCGUGGCCUAGGACCCAUAGCAAAGCAUGCGUGGAUCUCUGGAGGCAGCCGCUCCUUAUGGGACUUUUGCUGUACGGCGUACAAGGCGUUGGUUCGGUUCCAGGCCCGUGUCUGUGCCUUUAUGUAUUACGAUUGUGUGAUUGAUCGCUACUCAGUUUUAAUGCAACAGCACCUUAUUGUAUUAAGACUCGUUCUUGACAUCCUUCGGGUGGAUUUCGCGUGAUUUGACCUUGGGGUACA